Messenger RNA from Planococcus citri (citrus mealybug), 1629 nucleotides. It is a transcript of the gene mRpL37, whose product is annotated as mitochondrial ribosomal protein L37. The transcript is spliced from 7 exons. The record is from RefSeq and is a predicted model, not a curated record. The coding region runs from base 313 to 1557 and encodes 414 amino acids. Gene Ontology annotation, molecular function: structural constituent of ribosome. Gene Ontology annotation, biological process: translation. NCBI's taxonomy places the organism in Eukaryota, Metazoa, Arthropoda, Insecta, Hemiptera, Pseudococcidae. Gene Ontology annotation, cellular component: ribosome; mitochondrion.
AAAACGAAAAAUAAUGGAGGACCUGGCAUUCGACAGUUACGUUGGGUGUUUUUUAUCAGAAUAUCAGAAAAGAAAAUCCGUAAUUGAAAUCUGACUGAAAUGUGUGAAAAAAAAUGAAAAAUAUUUAAUUUUAUGCCUUAUGUUCUACGAUUAUUCUCAAAUUCACUGAUCAUACUUGAAGAAUAUGAAACAGCAGCUCUUUUCAACUUGAUGGCGUUGUAAAGAAAUAGAAUAAUCUCCCUUGGAAUUGGUCGGUGUUUCGACAAAUAUUUAACAGAAAUAGUGUUGAAUUGAUCUCAAACGCGAAUCAAGAUGAAGUUGACAAGCGUUUGUUAUCGCGGUCACAAUAUGUACCGUUGGAUCAAAAGACAGUGGUUCUUUCAAGGUAAAAAACCAUUGUUGAAUACACCUAUGCGAGAUAUUUUAAAACGUCAAGGUGUCCAGGUAUAUGAAGCUGCUGAAGUUAUGCAAGAACCUCCAAUCAAAUGGAUGGAACCGAUCAAAACAGUUGGCGUAGGCAGGGUCACGAAAUUAGACGAUGAGCAUCCGUUGAAACAAGACAAGCCGUGUCUGUUCUAUCGCGAUCGUAACGUUUUAGUGGAAGGUCUAAAUCAAGCCAAGCUUUUCACUAAUACCGUAGAGAUUGAAAGCGGUUUGCCUGAAUCGCUAUUGAAAACUAAACAGGAAAUCGACAUCGCAAAUUUCGAAGAAUCCAUUCAAAUGGCUAUAGCUUCAGCUGUAGUUUAUGAUUCGACUCAACAAAAAUUACCCAAACGAAAAAAUCCUGAAAAUCCAGCAUGGAAUUAUCCACGUGAUUACGGUAUUAUAGAUAGUCGUAAGAACUAUAUUAUAUGCAAUAGAUUUAUUCAAUUGUGUGAAAUGAUCGCCAGUUCUGAAUCGAAGAAUAGAUGUAAAGUUCUAGACGCGUUUUUCUCGCUUCCUUUAAUCAGAGAACCAGAUAAUAUCCAAUUACAAUUAAGAGCUGAUCUUUUGGUACUAGCUUCGGAUCCUAUCAAGCCCUUAGCAUCGGCUGAACUUACCUCGGAACUUCGUGUUCCGAAUUUAGAUCCGCUCAAGUACACGGUAUCGUUAGAUGAAGAAUAUUUCUACGAAUUGAAAAAUGCCCAUCCCCUGAAAACAAAAAAUGCGCCUUUCAAGUACCCUCACACGGCGCUGAUACAUUUCAACGAAACCGAAGUGAGAAAUUUAUUCGGAUCACCCGUCACAGAAGACCAAAUAGUGGCUCGUUCGUUGAUGAAAGCGUUUACGAUAGCAGCUGCUCAAGCUCGUUACCUCUACGGCGACAAUGUUGAAGAAUUACCAGAACCGAUAGUGGUACAAUGCAUACAAACGGAUGCGAAAUAUUUCCAUUUUAGCGUAUUCCAAUUAAACACAUUACGUUGGCCAACAGAAAGUACAACUGUUCGUAAUAUCUUCUGGCAUGACGCAAUAUCACAGGCGUACGAAUUUGGCGGUUAUUACGAUGGGCGUCCGACUAUAUCAUCGUAUAAUAACGACGUAUUUAAGACGUUUUUAGCUUUUUACAAAAAUUCGUAAUCGUGAAUUGCGUGAGCUUGUUGUAAUUAUUGUUAGAAAUUAUUUUCUUAAAAAUAAAUUCACUUCAUUUUU